This is a messenger RNA of Syngnathus acus (greater pipefish), 1790 nucleotides long. It is a transcript of the gene zmat4a, whose product is annotated as zinc finger, matrin-type 4a. The transcript is spliced from 8 exons. The record is from RefSeq and is a predicted model, not a curated record. The coding region runs from base 54 to 821 and encodes 255 amino acids. Gene Ontology annotation, molecular function: zinc ion binding; nucleic acid binding. Lineage: Eukaryota; Metazoa; Chordata; Actinopteri; Syngnathiformes; Syngnathidae. Gene Ontology annotation, cellular component: nucleus.
GAGUAGACGCAUCUCCCACUCUAACUCUGUUGCCGUCCUGGCAGCUCCGGUUAAUGGAUUAUAUACUUUCCCUUCAAGUACGACAUCAGCUGCCAGUGCUCCCGACAAAAUUCUGUGAGGGAUACAGCACAGAGUUACAGAUGAAGUCUACAGAAGUGGACCAAGGGCUUUUCACAGACACCUACUGCAGAGUUUGCAGUGCUCAGCUCAUCUCCGAGUCCCAGAGGGUCGCUCAUUAUGAGAGCCGAAAACAUGCAAAUAAAGUGCGACUUUAUUACAUGUUACAUCCUGUGGAUGGAGGCUGCCCUGCCAAGAAGCUCAGGACAGACAAUGGCAGCGAUGAAGGUGACGUGGACAAGAAUAAAUGUUGCACGCUGUGUAACAUGUCCUUCACAUCAGCAGUGGUUGCACAGUCGCACUACCAGGGUAAAAUCCAUGCCAAGAGGCUAAAACUUCUGUUUGGGGAUGAGAGUGCCAUCACAACUAAAGAGGCCUCUCCCAGUCCUGUAAAGAGCUCUCCAGACUCAUCUCCCAUUACCUACCCGCGACAACAACGCGACUCGGAUCGGUACUGCCAACUAUGCAACGCUUGGUUCAACAACCCCGGCAUGGCCCAGCAGCAUUAUGAUGGUAAAAAGCACAAGAAGAAUGCUGCCCGAGCAGACUUGCUGGAGCAGCUGGGCAAGACUCUGGACAUGGGGGAUAUGAAAGGUCUGAAACGAAGCUAUACCUGUGAAGUGUGCAGCGUGACAUUGAAUUCGGUGGCACAGUACCACGCGCAUCUGCAAGGCUCAAAGCACCAAAACAAGACUUGGGAAUAGCUUGAAAGCACGUUAACAACAAACAUACUCCCCUUCACCCUCAGAAACUAGACAGGACAAAGGGAGUGAACAUGCAGAACAAUGGUAAGGCCUUGUGGUGGAACUGGGGCGCGACAGUAUGUCUGCAGGCCUGUCGGUUGCUGAGCCCCAGGAGGAACCACCAGCGCCACACAGGAAAGGUCUUUCUCCAGAGCUGCCUCAAACACACAUACGCACACACACCCGCACGCACACUUACACAACGUACAAACACAGAUUGAUCAAGACAAUAGUGAACAAGAAAGGGCCCCAUCCUGACCAAGCCCUGGACAUGUCUCUGCUGUAGCUCCAGGGACUCAUCUCACACAAACUCAGAACAGACCGUCCUGGCAGACGCACACACUUACAAAGGGGUCAGAACUUUCAUGGAAGACUUGACAGAUUCAGACUUGCUCAUUGUCUGUUUACUCAGCACAUUCCGUCAAAGCUGAGUUCCCGAUAAGGCCAGAACAUAUAAUGGAGACAAAAAAACAGUUCUUUUGAAUUUUAAAUGAACGUGGCAUGCCUGUUUUUAGGAGGAAGCCAAAACACCCUCGGGAAAGUCAUUGAAGGGAGAACAAGUUAAUGCCACACAAUAAGAGCCGGGCCAGAAUCAAACCUGAAUCUCAGCAUUGUGAGGCAUACUUUCUGAACAACUUGUCCAUCGUGCUGUCCAUUUUCUGCUGCUAAUCCAUCCAUCCAUUUUUUGUACCGCUUAGUCCCCACGGGGGUAGAUCACAAAAUAAAGUUGAUGUUAUUGUUUUAUACGCUUCAAUUUGCUUCUAAAUUGUGUUUGAUCUGUCUCUAGAUUUGUGAUAAUUUACCUGUAUCAGUAUUAUUGAAAUUAACUGAAAAAAAAGACCAUAGCAUUUUCAACAUGUUUCUAGUUGAGAAAAGAGGCAGCAUACACCCUGAACUGGUCAGCAACCAAUCACAGGGCACAUAGAAACA